Pseudomyrmex gracilis is the source of this 3702-nucleotide messenger RNA. It is a transcript of the gene Sec24CD, whose product is annotated as protein transport protein Sec24C. Lineage: Eukaryota; Metazoa; Arthropoda; Insecta; Hymenoptera; Formicidae. The record is from RefSeq and is a predicted model, not a curated record. The coding region runs from base 14 to 3250 and encodes 1078 amino acids. Gene Ontology annotation, cellular component: endoplasmic reticulum exit site; COPII vesicle coat. The transcript is spliced from 15 exons. Gene Ontology annotation, molecular function: SNARE binding; zinc ion binding. Gene Ontology annotation, biological process: endoplasmic reticulum to Golgi vesicle-mediated transport; COPII-coated vesicle cargo loading; intracellular protein transport.
GUGUAUCGGACGCAUGCGUAAUGUCGCCUUACGUGGCAUCGGCAGCAAUCACGAUAACGUCCACCCACGAUAUCUUGUACAUUUUCAUAUAAACACUUUCAGUGAUAUAUUAAAGUUUUGUUAUGAUAUAAAUACAUUUUAUAAUAACAAUAUGCAGCACAUUCAAGAAAUGAACAGACAGCAUCCAUAUGCUGCACCUGUAUCAUUAGUGAACAAUCAGCAAAAUAUGUCAAAAUCACCAAUUAUGGGACAACAAAAUUUGUCAAAUUCACAAAUGCAACCUCAUUUAUUACCUGUUCAAUCUAUGGAUCAUUCUCAACCGAAUCCUUUAGCAACAGGAGGAGUUUCUUCCCAAAUGUCACCGCAUUUACAUACAGGUCUUCAUGGACAUUCUGCAAAUUACCAAACUCAGAUGACUAAUUCCCAGAAUAAUAGCCUACCUCAAUCUGAAGUAGAGCUAUACAAUUCUGCACCACCACCAUCUCAGACCGCAGGAAGUCCGAUAGGCUCAGGUUUAUUGCAGUCUGAAGUAAGACAAUAUGCUCCUCCUGUUUCAACAAUGGGACAAUCUAUGGCAAGUCCUCUGGGGUCUAAUCCUGUUCUUCCCCAAGCUCGAUACAAGCUUCAUUCACAACCCAUAUCGUCAGUACCAGGCCAGACUGUAGCAAGUCCUACAGGACCAGGUUUAGUACAGUCCGGACAGUUUAAUACUGCGCCUCCAAUAUCAGGACAAAAUUUACCUGGUUCUUUAGGAAUGAAUCGUGUACCACCCGGUACCAUUUCAGGUUAUCAACAACCAACAGGCUACCAACAAACUGGAUAUCACAAUCAAAUGGAUAUGUAUAACAAUCAAAGAAAUUUAUAUCCAAAUACACCUAAUGCUACGGGAUAUCAGCCAGGAUUGCAACCUCAACAAGCUAGACGACUUGAUCCAGAACAAAUGCCGAGCCCAAUUCAAGUGAUGCAAGAUGAUCAAAAUACAAGAGGUGGAAUAUUUAUAACAAAUCAAAGAGGUCUAGUACCGCCUUUGGUGACAACAAAUUUUAUUACUCAGGAUCAAGGAAAUGCAUCUCCUAGAUACAUCAGAUCCACUAUGUACACUGUCCCUACUACUGCUGAUAUUAUAAAGCAGACUAAUGUACCGUUCGGACUUGUGAUAAGUCCAAUGGCUCGAGUUGUGCAAGGAGAGUGUGAACCGCCAAUAGUAGAUAUGGGUGAAAUUGGACCCGUACGUUGCAUACGUUGUAAAGCUUAUAUGUGCCCGUUUAUGCAAUUUAUCGAUGCUGGCCGAAGAUUUCAGUGCAUGUUUUGUAAAGCGACGACAGAAGUUCCAAAUGAGUACUUUCAACACUUGGAUCAUACGGGCCAACGUAUAGAUCGUUGUGAGAGACCUGAAUUAAUGUUUGGUACAUUCGAAUACAUAGCAACGAAGGAUUAUUGCAGGGAUAACGUUUUCCCAAAACCCCCAGCUAUUGUGUUUAUAAUUGAUGUAUCUUAUAAUACAGUUAAAUCCGGAUUAGUGAGUUUACUAUGUGCAAAAAUGAAAUCCAUAAUAAAGAACCUACCUAUUGAUGCUGGACAAACUAAAAGUAAUAUGAAAGUUGGCUUUAUAACGUAUAACAAUACUGUGCAUUUCUACAAUAUCAAUCCUUGUCUCGGUCAACCGCAAAUGAUGGUUGUCGGAGAUGUUCAAGAUGUGUUUAUGCCUCUUUUGGAUGGGUUUUUAUGUAACAUUGAGGAAAGCGAAGCGGUUAUCGAUAGUCUAAUGACACAGAUUCCGCAGAUGUUUGCGGAUACUCGAGAAACAGAAACAAUUCUCGCUCCCGCCAUACAGGCUGGAUUAGAAGCAUUAAAGGCAUCUGAAUGUUCCGGCAAAUUAUUAAUAUUUCAUUCUUCUUUACCAAUUGCCGAAGCACCCGGAAAAUUAAAAAAUCGUGAUGAUCGUAAAGUACUUGGAACUGAUAAAGAAAAAACAGUUUUAGUGCCACAAAGUAAUGUCUAUAAUAAUUUGGGUCAAGAAUGUGUCGGUGCAGGUUGUAGCGUGGAUUUAUUUAUUUUUAACAAUUCAUACGUAGAUAUAGCAACAAUCGGUCAAAUUUGUCGUCUUACUGGAGGAGAAAUUUAUAAAUAUACUUACUUCCAGGCUGAAGUCGACGGUGAUAGAUUGAUUUCGGAUGUUAUUAACAAUAUUAGUAGACCAAUUGCUUUUGAUGCUGUUAUGCGGGUACGUACGUCUACAGGUGUUAGAGCAACCGAUUUCUAUGGGCACUACUUUAUGUCUAAUACAACUGAUAUGGAAUUAGCCAGUAUAGACUGCGAUAAGGCUAUUGCAAUAGAAGUUAAGCACGACGAUAAAUUGACGGAUGAUGAAGGUGUCUACAUUCAAGUGGCUUUGCUAUAUACCUCCUGUAGUGGUGUAAGAAGAUUACGAAUCAUAAACUUAAGUUUGAAAACUUCGUCGCAAAUGGCCGAACUAUAUCGCGCAUGCGAUUUGGAUGCUAUUAUAAAUUAUUUCUCUAAACAAAGCGUGUUUAAAUUACUGGAAUCUGCUCCGAAAGCGGUGAAGGAUAACUUGAUUGCAAGAUGUGCAAAUAUGCUAGCUGUAUACCGAAAGCAUUGCGCAACACCAUCUAGUGCUGGACAAUUAAUACUACCAGAAUGUAUGAAAUUACUUCCACUUUGCAUCAACUGUUUAUUAAAAAGCGAUGCAUUAUCAGGAGGAUCUGAUAUGACUAUCGAUGACAGAUCUUACGUCAUGCAAGCAGUCACAACAAUGCCGAUUUCCAUAUCUAUUGCUUAUAUUUACCCUAGAUUAUUUCCUUUGCAUGAUGUUGAUUCUGAAGAUACAUAUUUACCUCCGAUGUUGCGUUGUUCUAUUGACAAAUUUGCGGACGACGGUGCUUAUCUACUUGAAAACACAAUCCAUAUGUUCUUGUGGUUGGGUAUGGCACUUUCUUCUCAAUGGGUUCAGAGUGUUUUUGGUGUGCCUUCGGUGGUUCAAAUCGAUACAGAUCGCUCUGCAUUGCCGAUAUUAGACACUCCUUUAAAUAAUAGAAUCAUAAAUAUUAUCAAUCGAAUACGUGCUGAAAGGCAUCGCUGUAUGAAAUUAACAAUAGUGAGGCAACGUGACAAACUGGAAAUGGUAUUACGUCAUUUCUUAGUUGAAGAUAGAGGAAAUGAUGGAAGCCCUAGCUAUGUCGAUUUCUUAUGCCACAUGCACAAAGAAAUAAGAACUAUUCUUAGUCAAUAAAUGACUUUUUUUUUUUUUUUAGUAAUCAGAGCGCUAUCACUACACACCUUGUAUUCGAAUUCAAGUUUUUUCGUAUCAAUGAUUUGUUAUUAUUACAUUGUCUUCAAGGAGUUCAAAUUCGAGGUUUUAUCUUCGAUUGUAUUGUAUUUUUGUGCAGGCAUUGAAAAAAAAAAAAAUAUGUGUAAACGUGUGUAUGUGUGUGUGCGCGCGCGUGUGUGUGUAUAUAUAUGCUCACGUAUUUACUUCUACGUAUGUACACGCGCGUGUGUACUCACACACAGAGUAAGAAAAACAGAAAAAAAUAAGAAGUGUGGAAAAAAGAAAAAGGUAAAAUGUGUUUCUCAAUAAAACAUAGAGUCGUUCUAUGUGCUAAACAAAUAUUAAGUAAAAGUUGGAUUAUCGAAGUAUUGAACAAUUUGUAUUUUAUGUAAGAAGAUAAUUAUUUCACACAU